Chaetomium strumarium is the source of this 816-nucleotide messenger RNA. RefSeq lists its product as uncharacterized. NCBI's taxonomy places the organism in Eukaryota, Fungi, Ascomycota, Sordariomycetes, Sordariales, Chaetomiaceae. The transcript has 3 exons. The record is from RefSeq and is a predicted model, not a curated record. Bases 239 to 619 code for a protein of 126 amino acids.
UCAACGUCCAUACCCUUGCAUAUCACUUACGAACUUUUUGAUUCGUCUCGACAUGUCCUGGAGAUAAUCAGACGUUAGCCCUUUGCUCGUCAUCCCAUCCUAUCAGACCUGCUUCCUACAAGCCUCCUUUCUGGACUUCUACCUUGCGAGGCGUUCUCAAGCCGGCACAGGCUCUCUUCCCUUUCUGGGGACAUCAUCCUCAUUACUUCUAGAUGUUUUUGCAGGUCUGAUAGUCAAAAUGGCCAACAGUCAUAUGGCUUCACCUAUCCCCAAGGACAGCGUGCAGGAGGAAGAGCAGCUGGUGGAAAUGCUUAGCCGUCUGAACCAGGUGCACCUUCAGCUGCGGCAGCUUCGCUCAACACUUCCACGCAUGUUAGGGCCAUUGAUGGACAAACAGCCUUCUCCCCAGGCUGCCUUUGCCGCCUACAUGCAGUCUGUCAACAGCACGACUAAGGAGGUCACAGGCUUUCGGGAAGCUGUUCGUGGCCUGCAAUCUGAGGGGAUCUUUGCUAGAGCGGCUGCCAGCCAGCAGGGGAACCCAAAGGGCAUCAAGCCAUGGCGAGCCCGUAAUGAUCCGGACUGGGCGAACCCAGAUCCUAAGCGGCGCCGGCUUUCUUGACAUAUCACAACUAGACGAUCUAGGUAGGAGCAGGUUUCUUUUUCGGGAUAUAGGCGUCUGGUGGGAAACAUCUAUCGGUUUUCUUUGGAUGGGAAUACGGAAUGAUACCAAAGGCAAGAUUAUCAUCUUGUUUGAUAGCCACGGUAACUAUAUUACAUAGGCACUUUUGAAACAAACAAGAAGCGAUACGUUCCCUA